GAAAGAGAGAGAGGGAGAGAGAGAGGGAGAGAUGUUAAAAAAAACGCGCGCAUGUACCAUCAGUUUGUUAGUAAACACUGCAGUCUUCUCUGACGCGAACCUCACAGAACUGCGCCAAUUCAGAUAAGCUGGACUAGAUACUAGAUGUGUUUGAUGCGCUGAUUAUUAGUAGCAUCUAUUUGACACCAGUGCCUAGUACAUACGCGGAAUAAUAUCAUUGUUGUUUGUGGACUUUAAAAAGCGUAAACCCAUGACGUCUUUAGUGUUUCAUUAGUGGCUUGAGUUUCAAAGCAGUGCUUAAGGGACGGGUUCGGCUUACCCGUACAGACGAGAGACGAGUAUUUCUCAUCAUUUGAUGCAUAUUAGAACAUAGGCACAACUAUGUAACAAAGUUAAAUUACUCUGAGCAACGUACAGCCAGACUAAGUUAAUAAUUCAAUUGUGAGAGCCGCCCUGGAUUGAGUUGCCUGAAGUGUAAUGUCUUCUUUGGAAUAAUUCUAAGGAUUAGGAUUACGAGACAAGCUUUGGGGUAAGUCUUGUCCUGUCCCAUGUUAUAAAUCACUUCCACGGGGUCUUAUUACACAACUAUUUGAUCACAUUAUCAUACGACUAUUUGCUCACAUCAUCACGCGACAAUUUGGUCACAUCAUCACACGACCAUUUGGUAACAUCAUCACAUGACCAUUUGGUCACAUCAUCACACGACCAUUUGGUCACAUCAUCACACGACCAUUAGGUAACAUCAUCACAUGACCAUUUGGUCACAUCAUCACAUGACCAUUUGGUCACAUCAUCUCACGGCCAUUUGGUCACAUCAUCACAUGACCAUUUGGUCACAUCAUCUCAUGGCCAUUUGGUCACAUGAUCUCACGGCCAUUUGAUCACAUCAUCACACGGCCAUUUGGUCACAUCAUCACACAGUGAUUUGGUCACAUCAUCACACAGUGAUUUGGUCACAUCAUCACACGGCCAUUUGGUCACAUCAUCACACAGUGAUUUGGUGGCAUAAUUACACGGCCAUUUGGUCACAUCAUCACACGGCCAUUUGGUCACAUCAUCACACGGCCAUUUGGUCACAUCAUCACACGGCCAUUUGGUCACAUCAUCACGGUCAUUUGGUCACAUCAACACAAGGUGAUUUGAUGACAUCAUCACAUGGCCAUUUGGUCACAUCAUCAGACAGUGAUUUGGUGGCAUCAUCACACGGCCAUUUGGUCACAUCAUCAUAUGGCCAUUCGUUUACACCACAAGUCAUAUAUAUUGUUAUAUUCAUUGUGUAUGUAUUUUAUAUUUAUUGUGUAUAUGACUAUGUCUAUUCUCCUCCAGCAAGGGCGCUUUAGGACAUUUGUUUCGUAUGUUUAAUUCCCUUGAAUAAACAAAACGCGCAUAAAACUAAAUAAGGUCAGAGUGACGAUAACUUUUCAAACAGAAAGGAGAGUUGUGACGUCAAUCCCUCCACUAAUGCUGAGAGUUAUCUAUCGUGCGGUAUUCGAUUACGAAUGUAUAAGUGGCCUAAGUCAAGACUACCGCGUGACUUACAUGAAAUUUUUAGCCGUGUUCAUGGACACUUGAUUGUGACAGGAUGUUUUCACUUGUUGACCUAUAGCCAGUGUGUGUGUGUGUGUGAGAUCACGUUUAUAAGUUGAUACCCCACAUUUAUAAACUGAUCCCUUUUUGUUAUCCAACAUUUAUAAACUUAUCCCUUUUGUUAUCACAUAUUAUAAACUGAUCCCUUUUGUUAUCCCACAUUCAUAAAAUGAUCUUUUGAUGUUACCCCACAUUUAUAAACUGAUCCGUUUUGUUAUCUCACAUAAUUUAUAAACUGAUCCCUUGAUGUUACCCCAAAUGUAUAUGCUGAUUCCAAGUGAACCUUAAGUUUGUUACUAACCAUUCUAGCUGUAUACUGACGCGCCCUGGCCUAGUUUAGUAUUCAUGCAGCAAUGUACACUAUGAACUCUGAUCAGCACGGCUGGUGCAACACUGUCCCUGCCUGAAUGCUGUAAUGCCAACUUCCUGUGUCAAACAAACAAUGGGACUUAAUGCCACUGUAAUUGGAUUCAAACAAACGUACCGAGCCAUUGACCUAAAGAUAUUCAAAUGUCUGUACCCCUGCCACACAGUUAUUCAUUUUUAUGUCUCUAUCAAUCACACGCAGUUGUACAUGUCGUGUUUAUACCCGUCUUUCGUACAGUUGCACACUUCAUGUUUGUACCCUCUCACACUGAUGUACGUUUUAUGUUUGUACCCCUCCCGCACAGUUGUAUAUUUCAUGUCUGUACCCCUCACUGCGUAGACAGUUGUACACAUCUUCGACACAAGUUGUACAUUGCAGUUUAAGUAUGUACACCUCGAUCCAACACAUUUUUACAUUUCAUUAUGUACCCUACUCUCUCCCACACUGUUGUACAUUUCAUCUCUGUACAAUUUUUUUUUCCCAAACCUCUCUCCCACAACAUUGUACGAGUCCCCUAUGUUUUCCCAGACCUAUGGAUAAAUAUCAAAUGUCACAUCUAUUGAAGCAUGCUAGUAUUUUUCUACCCAGACUGCGGUUUUAAAAAGCCCCAUCUUUCCAUUGUAUCCAUACAAUUUUGACGUGAAGCAGUAAUCACUGCUUGCAUAUUUUAGGGACCUUAUGUUUGGUUUUGUUUGCUAAUUCCUGUCCGCAGCCACUCACCAUUAAAGGAAAUAACAACUAUAUUCAAUGUCGCCGUUUAAGUGUUUUCACCUUUUGUUGCUUUGAAUUUUACUGACCAGGCCCAACGCUAGUUUAAUACGCUGCACUCUAAUACUAGAUCCCACACUUAAAUGUAGAGUAGUUUUAAAAUAGUUGUGUCACACCUUUCAAGAAAAUUUGCAAAUGUUACCAGUGUCUCUGAAUGAAGCAAUUAUUUUGCUUUUCCAUAUUGUCUACAAUAUUAUAUUGUGUGGUAAACACUACAGGUAGCAUUAUUGUUUUGUAAACACUACAGGUAGCAUUAUUGUGCGGUAACCACCACAGGUAGCAGUAGUGUAUGGUAACACUACAGGUUGAAUUAUUGUUUUGUAAAAACUACAGGUAGCAUUAUUGUCAAUAUUGUGUGUGGUAAAUACUACAGUAGGUAGCAUUAUCAUGUGGUAAACACUACAGGUAGUCUAUUCGUCACGUUCUCCUCUUAAAGUUAUUUUACGUGGAUAAAAACAAGCACUAUCAAAAUUUUGUAAUAUUUUUCUAUAAUAUGUUUCAGACACACCAGCAUAAAACAAGACAGGAGCAGCUAUUUAAUUUAACGGCAGUGUAUAAAAUGAGAACGCAGAAAACGGUGCCAGGCCUGUGCCUGGUGAUGAUGACCUUGACCCUGUUAUUUGAACUGAGCGCAGGGUGAGCAGAUAACUGAAAUAAUAAACCGUGUGUAACAUCUCUUUCUUUAAAAAGCAUUCUCCCGUUGAAAGCUUUUCCAAUUCAUGUUCCACCGCCAUCUUUGAUUAAUAACUCUAGCUAUGCCACUGCUCUGCAACUAUGAGAGUUCUAUCAUCGCAGCCUUAUGAAACCUAUAUUUGAGUGCAUUCUAAUUUUCACCCAAAUUUUUGCACUUCUCAUUUGCCUGCACAUAAAACUGCAGGAAUCCUUCUUGUUUUAAAUAAAAUUCCUAAAAAUAAUUUUUUAGGUCGUGAACCUGAUGGAAAAAAUCGCCCACAAGUUGGUAAACAUGCAACGACAUUAUACUUCCCCCCUGUUUACAAACUAUAGAGAAUGACUGCAGUGUCAGAAAUUUGAGAAUCAAAUAGUUGACCAUUGUCUCUGUUAAGAACCAUGCUCCACUGUUUGAGAAACAACCAAACAAUAUAUUAUGGAUAGCUAGAAACACUAAACUUAAUUUCAGAAUUGUCUUUCUCAAUCAAUUACAAUUUCCAAACCUUCAUUUCCAUCGCUGUCUUAAGGCAUAGACCCAUCAUAGGCCCACACCACCACGCACUGGCCCAAGACCUCGCGCAUCUAGGGGGCCACAUGAGACUCACUCUUUUUGAGGAAUCAUGCUUUACAUAUUGUUAAUGAAUAUUGAAAGAUGUUUUCAAUUGAAUUUGAUUUAAAAGUCUGUGGACAGCACGUUUCUCAAUUUCAACCAACGAUAUUAUUGGCACAUUCAAAAUUAAUAUUAUAAAUGCGAAUAACAAAUUGGAUUUUUUUCUCAAAGGGGAAUAACUCUCGCCAACAAGUUUACUUCUGCUAGAUAUGAAUGGAAAAUAAUCAUGAAGGAAGUAUUUGUGUUAACAAUCAUGUUAGACGAAGAUGUUGGCCCCGGGCGGUAAUAACUCUAGCUAUGCCACUGCUCCGCACUCCGUUCAAUAGUGCAAUUAGUGGAGGAAAUCAGUAUCGUCUUAAAGCAUGGGCGCACUUGCCCGGGGUCAUGCUCGAGGGGGGGGGGCCUCAUUCCUCUCGUCUAGGGGGCAUCACUGAUCACGCCUCUAGGGCUCUAGGGUAACUAACGCCACUCUAGGGUGCCUCACACUUCUAUGGGCAUUAUGCUGUCAAGAUUAUUAGUGGUUAUUGGUGAAUAUUAAAAUAUUGUGGUAAUUUAUUUUGCUUUCAAAAUGAAAGCGACAAGACAGUUUCUCCAGUUUAUUUAAGUAUUUUAAGUCAAGCACGUUUUUCGAGUCUCACAUUCACAUCAUUUCAAAUUUUUGGUUCUAGCUUUAGAAAAUUUUGGAAAUUUGAUCGAAUGGGAAUUUGGUCGAAUAGUUUUUUUCAGUUCACACGUUAAAAUUUUCGUCAAAUUUCUUUUUGAACACACUAUAGGCCUACUGUAUAGUAAAACAAAAUAAUGCGUUCAAAAAGAAAAUUGAAGCAAAAUUUUAACAUAAGAGCUGGAAAAACAAUUCGACUAAAUUUCGGUUCGAUCAAAUUACCGUCGAUCAUUUUACCGUUGACGAAAUUUCUUUAGAUCAAAUUUCCAGAUAGGUAUUUUCUGUUGCUAGCUGGUUAAGUGUAGAAGAAUGCAAAAUUAAAUUCAUGUAUGCGCAAAAUUGCAUCCUAUAAUUUUGAAUGUUUUAAAAAAUUUCUGCUGAGGGGCUUUCUCCAAAACUUACCUCCACUUUCUUUGGAGCCCUUGAUCUCUUCUCCUUGCAAAUUAAAGUAACAGUUCCGAGACAUUUUAAUCUUUAAAACAAAUCAAUGGAUGUAAAUGUAAGUAAAUGCAAUGUUUGUUUUGAACUGACAAAAUUAUGAUUUUCCUUUAGUUUUAUACGUAGUUGGACUAUGAAGAUUCUAGGGAUGAAACUAAACCUGGGCUAAAAGUAUACCAUCAGGGGGCUCCAAUACCAAAAAUUUUUUUUGGUUAUGUAGGGUGGGUGGCUAUGAAGUCAGUGCUGGCCCUGGCGUUAAAAUUCCUAAUUUCGGUGCUGAUAGAUGGUCAAAACACAUAGGCCAAUCUAGGCCAUAAUGCUUUUCAUAACAUUAUAACUUGAAUAUUAGGUUAUAGACAGCAGUUACAAGGAAAAGUAGUGCCCAUUUUCGCACUAGUAAGACGAUUUUGCCGCCUCUAUCUAUGUGAAGUACAUAACAUUUUAUAUUUAAUUCACUUGUUAGGGCCUAUCUAGGGAGGAUUUUUACACCCCCUGAUAUUGGCGCCAGGGGUGAUUGGCCCUCUAGCCUCCCCCUUAGUAUGACCCUGAUUAUAUAAUGAGUUAAGGGCCUCAGAGCUUAACGGUGCCCAUGGCCAAAGCUACUAUAAAGAUGGCCUUGGAUCACAAGUCAAAUCACAUUGAGGGCGCCCAGGUAAACAUUGUUGAAAUAAAUAGUUACAUAGCCCCAUUUUAUCUGCAUCAUAAUUUUUAUAUUUAAAUUUGACAUUUUUCAUUUUUUAGCCUGGUAAAACUUUUGUAAAAAAAAAAAAAAAAAAAAAAAAAAAAGAAAAAAAGUCAAAGAUAUUUUUUAAUGUUGAGAUUCUCUCACCUGAACAAUAACAUUACAUUUGAUACCAAUGACUUUCCUAACAAUAACAUUGCAUUUGAUACCAAUGACUUUUCUAACAAUAACAUUUACAAUUGAUACCAAUGAGUUUCCUAACAAUAACAUUACAUUUGAUACCCAUAACUUGCCUACCAAUAACAUUACGUUUGAUGCCAAUGACAUGCCUACAAUCUCCAGAAGCAAGUUUCUUCUGACAGUUCCUAAGGAGCCUUACUAUGAUGCCAACUUGACCGCUACAGUCACACCACUGGUGCUCACUCAACAGUCGGAAACAGUACACCUGUCUUACAGAGGGUCAAUAGAUAAGAGCAAAGAAUUGAACUCUACAACACUAACGUUUCAUUCAUGUAUGUAAACAAUUUAGACACAUUUGAUUCAUAUAUGUCAACAUUAAAACACAUGUGAUUCAUGUAUGUUGACAAUUUAAAUACAUUUGAUUCUUAUAUUUAAGCAUUAAAACACAUGUGAUUCAUGUAUGUUAACAAUUUAAACACAUUUGAUUUAUGUAUGUAAACAAUUUAAACACAUGUGAUUCAUGUAUGUUAACAACUUAAACACAUUUGAUUCAUGUAUGUUAACAAUUUAAACACAUUUGAUUCAUGUAUGUUAACAAUUUAAACACAUUUGAUUCAUGUAUGUUAACAAUUUAAACACAUUUGAUUCAUGUAUGUUAAUAAUUUAAACACAUUUGAUUCAUGUAUGUUAACAAUUUAAACACAUUUGAUUUGAAGUAGUUAGAUAAUCAACUUAAACACGUAAGACCAGGGGUGUCACUAGGGGGAUGCGAAGGUGCCUCCCAGGGGAUAAAGCCAAAUAAAAAAAUUGCAAAUUUGACAGAGUUCAAUCCAUUGGGUUUAUAACAGAAUUCAGUUAAAUACAAUUUAUAAAAAGGGUGUCAGCAAAUCAGGUUGGAACUACAGCAGGUUGCCACCAGAAUAGGGUGUCAGCAGACAAAGCAGGAUGCUAACUGAGCAGGAUUUGAUAAGAGCAGGGUGUUGCCAGAGCAGAAGACUCGGAUGAGGCCCAGUAAGGGAAGUCUGGAAGAGGUGGAGCUAUGCCAGGGGAGCUAACAAGAGACACCAGACUCACAUUGCCAGAAGAAAAACAAGAUGGCGCAUUGAUAAUUAUCCUUCUGAGCCCCAGAUCAGAUCACAGAGAUAUGUGAUGGAAGUAAGAGAAAUGUUUAAGGCUGUUCAAGGUAAGAUUCUGCUAUUGGUGACUGAAGAAGAGCUACUGGUGUCCAUCCCUGAACUGACCACUGAAAUUGAACUUUUAAUUGAAAUAUCAAGGCAGCAAAGGCACCUGAAAGAAGCAGAUAUUCAUUGUGGUGAAGCCAAAGAUUGGUCAGUAUUUGAAGUUUUGAAAUGCAUAGCUGAAUGGGACUUCCUAAAAUCUCUCCCAAUUCUCUCAUGAAGCCUUCAAUUAUUCUGUGUGUCUGUGACUUCUUGUGAGAGGAGCUUUUUAGUAAUGAAACUCAUGAAGGACUAUUAGCAAUCUACCAUGGACAGUUCAGGCUUUCUGGUCAUGCAAUUUUUUUAAUUGACAGAUUGGCAGGGAAAAGGUGAAGAAUUGUGAUAUUGAUGAAGUGAUUGACAGGUUUGCAUCUGUGAAGGUCAGGCAAGGAAAGUUUUAAUUGAAAAGUUUAAAUGGUUCAAUAAAAAGGGCUUUUUUUGCAUUUUUAAAAAAUGCUGUCACAUCAAAUUCUAUGUCUUCUUCUUAUGUAUUUUAUUGCUUUAGGAAUUAAAUUACAAGCAACGCUUUAAGUGUUUUCUUAUGAUCUGGUUAAGAAUUACUCAGUGCAGGUCCAGGGAGGGUCCAGAGAGGGAGUGACACCAUGAGUUUACCGCACUGGGUGACACCAACCCUAGUGACGCCUCUGCAUAAGACUCAUGUAGAUUAAUUAUGACUCUUAGAUUUAUUAUGGAACUAAAAUACUUUCAACUUUUCUAUUUUGUUUAUUCAACUUUCUUCUACAACACAUUAUUUAUUUCUAUGUGCUGUGUACUUCUGAACCAGCUAAUUUAUGUUUUGUGAAUUUCUGUACCAGCUAAUUUCUAUGUGCUAUGAAAUUUUAUAUCAGCUAAUUUCUUUGUAUUGGGAAACAGAUGAAGCCCAGACUUGGGUGGUAGUCUUCCCCUGGGAGCGCAUGCAGGAGCUGCACGAGACCGGAGUUGUGCUGUUCAUGACGAGUAACUCAGUAGAAGAGAAGAUAACUCUCAAAUUCCGACAGUCAUCGGGCUACAUCUUUAUCCAGACAGACAAACCCAUCUACACACCACGGCAGACUGGUAAUCAUUGUCUGAAAUCACAAAUAAUAACUCUCAAGGCAUGUAUGUGUUUGAUAGGUGCGCCAAAUAAAGUUCCCAGAAGUCAGCACUAAUUGGGGAUCUUAUGCAGUGUGUUACUUGAAUGUAUUUUUGUCAAGUAAUCUUAGUAAAUGGGAAGUUUGCCCAUUACCUCCUCCAUUGUUUGGUGGGUUAAAUGAAGUACUGUAAUCAAUGUUAAAAUUUAAGAUGAAAAAUACUUAAAUAAUGAUAAAGCUUAUAAGAUAACACAUAAUUAAAUUAUGAUAAAGCUUUUAAGAUGACAAAUAAUUAAAUAGUGAUCAAUCUUUUAUUCUGUUGUUUUUUUUUGGUUUAAAAAAAAAAUUAAAAUAGACUUCACAUUAUUUCAGUCAAGUUCCGGGUCAUAGCUGUGGAUGAGUAUCAAAAGCUGUCAAAAUAUCAUCUUAAAGUUGACAUACGGGUUAGUUAAGAUGUUAAACACAAUUUUAAAACUUGUCACCACUGACCACUGAAAUAUUUUAGUGACAAAAUUGAUAUGUUUCAUAUUGCUAAUAAUUGUCAAUUAAGCUUCAUAUUUUAAAGUGUCAGUUAAUAAGUUUCAUAUUUUAAGGUGUCAAAUAGUUAAUUUUUAGAUUGCUUUAAUUAUUAAGUCCUUAAGUUGCUGGGUGGCCGAGCGGUCUAAACUGUCUCAAACGAAAUAGCUGGUGGUCUGGAGUUCAAUCCCCACCAAAGCCAUCCCAAGCAACCCGGGUGGAUGGGACUCGUUAGCCUUGGACGGCAACCUGUCUAAGAGAAGGCAAACUCUGAAUUUAAAACUAGGAGCCAGAAUGAUCAACAAAUUGAUCGUGGGCACCUCGAAUAUAAGAAGAAAUAUGAACCUCAACCAUGUUUCAUUACAUCAGUUCUUUUCUACACUUUGAAACAGAACAGUCAAAAUGUGACAGUGGACAGACUGAGGUACUCAGCUGAUGAAGCUUUCAAAAGUCAAGAUUUUGAACUACCCAAAGACACACCUCCCGGAAUAUGGCACAUAUUUGCCAACUUUGAAGGACUGGUAAGAACUGGUUUGAUCAAAUUAUUUAGUUAUCGGUGUAUAUUUUACAAUACAGAAAUUUAUUGCUUAAAACCAAAUAUGACAACCAAUCACAAAACCCUAAUGUAUUUUUGGCCAAAUAACUUUUAAUAAAUAAAUAAAUAUAUUAGUGUUAAACAUGUCAAAUUAUGUAAAUAAGACAUGAUGUUAAAGAGCAGAGUGCUAACUUGGGAUACUUGCACCUUGGGGUGAGAGGUGGCAUUUCAGGGGUGGUGGCACAGUGGUAUUUUGGUGGAAAAGGUGAUAUUCCAGGGGGUGCAAGGGGGUAUUUCAGGGGGUUCAAAGUGGCAUAUCAGGGCUGUGAGGUUGUAUUUUGGGUGGGGGGGCAUGGUAUAUCAAGGGUUGUGAGGUGGUAUUUUGUGAAGGAGGGUGGAGACAUGGUAUUUCAGGCGUUGUGAUUUUUGUAUUUCAGGGUAGGUGAAGAAGCAUCAGUAUAAAAAUUGAGAACUUUAUGAUAUAAAUUUUAAUAUCUUAAUGUUUUUAUUUUAUACUUGAUGCAAUUUUUUUGUGUGCUCCCUUUUUAAUUCAAUUUAAAAAAUUAGAAAUCAAAUUUAUUUUUUCCGAUUUAAAAAAUGCAUUUGCUACUUUAGAAGAGGGUGCAGACCUAGUGAAACAAGACUUAGAGGUGCAGAAUAUAGAAAAGGUGGGGAAACCUCGAGUGAAAGCAUGCUUACUGAUUUAAAAUUGUUCAUUACCAAUGGCACAAUAUUAUUUUUGUUACUACUAACCACAGGACAACUCUUUCAGUGCGGCUUAUAAUGUUUCCUUUGAGGUCAGAGAAUAUGGUAAGCAUAAAUCUAUUUAUUUAAAUCUAAUUGAUUCAUUUAGAAUGCAGAAUUAUUUCAGAGAUUUACAUAAAUAAAAUUUUGUGGAAUAAUAAGCAACGUUUCAGAUGUUGUGACAUGUUAUCAUAAUUUUAAUGUAAAUUCAUUUCAAAGAGAAAAACAGUAAAUAUUUUCAGUUUUUUUUUUCACUUUCUCAGUUUUUUGAUCAUCAACAUAAUGAUGUUAGAUGGUCACACAAAUAAAUUUUGCUGUGGAACUUUUGGGAGUAAUGCUUUUGUCAAAACAAGACCCAACAAAUAUCUACACAGUGCUGCACAAAUACCAUUCAAUCUGAUAAGUCUUGUGAGCUAACAAAGAGAUGUUUUGUAUUCUUUUGAUAACCACCCUAAUAUUUUUGUGCACUGUCAGAUGAAUAUUUCCAUUUGAUAUUUUUGUUCCUAAGUUCUGCCCAGAUUUUCUGGCAAGUUUCAAAUCGACACUGAUGUCAUUAGUAGAGAGACACCAUGGUUAACCCUUAAUGUUACCGCCAAGUAAGAAUCUUUUUUUUUGUUUUAAUAAUGUGUGUAUAUAUUAAACUAUACUUGCCAAUAUUUAUUCAUUUUUUGUAUUACUAAUUUUUUUUUAAACUGUUAUUCAGUCAAACCCCUUUUUCCACAAACACCAAUGUUCAUCUUUAAUAGACCAAUCAGCAAUAAGCUUCAGACUGGUUCAGUCUUAUCCUACCUAAAACAAGAGCUGAAAUUAAGAUGCCAGAUUGAAUAAGUAGAACAUUUUUACUUUGUAUGAGCAGAGGGAAAACACCUAAAUAGUCUUAUACAAAACUUACAAAUCUGAAAUUUUUGACUAGAUGCAAAGUACUUAAAUGAAAGUUCCUACUGGUCUCAUUUUAUUGAGCAAUCAUUUUAUUUCAUGGCACACUUGUUACAGAUAUGUCUAUGGACAGCCAGUGCUUGGCACUGCUGAGAUACAACUUGGAGUUUGGAGCCAAGACAAGGGCAUUAGACCAAUACCUGGAGCAGUCUACAGUGGAAAGGUGAGUUGGUUAAAAAAACUCACAAUUAUCAAACCUUACACUUUCCUAACUGACACAUUCAUACAAAACACCUGCGGCAUCUACAUGCUUUACACCUUCAUAGCUGACACUUUCAUAGUUAGGAUCUGGAUAUAUAAAAACUUCAUAUUUAAAACGUUUAUAAAAUAUAAUGGGCAAUAAAAACUGUAAAAAACAUAAAAUCUCAUCCAUUUGCUCUUUUUUUAUUGGAUCUAAUAAUGAAUUUGAACAAUUUCUGCUCAGCCAAACAGUAAUGUGAAUCAUGAUUUUUAUAAAUUAGUUUUGCCAUAUUUACUAUAGAUCUUUUAAGUAGACAGACCGUCCACUUUUUAGGUCCAAUGGCAUUAAUUAUUUUCUAUUUGUGCUGAAAAAUAUGAUUUAUCAAUUUUAAAAAAUCAUUGCUUUCUCUUAAUAUAAAUAUUCUGCUUGCAUUUCCAGCUGACCAAUGGAUUUUUUAAGACUCAUGUCAAGGUAGUAACUCUAUUUCCUCGCUCAGAACCUUUUCCUCAGAAUCAUCGUCUGUAUGUGAAGGUUGUUGUCACAGAGAGUGCCACUCAGGAAACGUUUACCAUCGAAGAUACAUCAACAUUCAUUACUCAUCCAUAUUACAUUGUGGAUUUCAAGCCGUCGAAACAGCACUUCAAACCUGGUUUUCCUUAUUUACUGCAGGUAAAUGUUAGCUAAGGUAAUUUUUGCUAAAAAAACUCUUUUUUUUUUUACAGAUCCUAAAUCCUUGCUCUCCUUGGGUACUUGAGAUUAUUCUUUAAAAGCCUCUAUCACAGAAAUAAACUAUCCAAAUACUGAACAAAAUGGAGGCACAAGCUUUGGAAAUAUAAUCACAUAAUUUUCUUGUGAAUAAAAAUUUUUCCCCUUGUUAACACUUCAAAAAUACUCUUAAACCAAUUAUUGGGUGACUCUUUGGCACUGUAUUCAAAUGUGUGGACAUCACAAGCUGACAUGGUGGGCUGGAGUCCUAAUCUUUAGAUAGCCAGACAAACAAAUCAGCUCUGUCACUCGGGGUAGACGGGGCUCGUCAACCUUGGAUGGUCUCAUCUAGGAGAAGGCGACUCUGAUUGCAAGCCGCCACUGCGACAGGCUCAGCAAGCCAAAAAGAAGGAAAAACAAAAAAUGUAACACCAAUGUACUGAAAGUUCUCAUGUAUCUCUCGGUAAAAGCAGAUAACUAAUUAGACAACUACAACAAACAACACCACUGUCCAACAGUUUUACUAGGACAUGUUAGCCAGGGGAGAAAAUUGUUUUUAUUUCCACAAAAUAUUUUCUUGUUGACUUAUGUCUCUUUGACUCUUGGCUUUUCUUUUCCAGAUAAACAUCCAUGCUCAGAGUGGACAUCCAGCUUCUUGGGUAGAGCUGGGACUUAAACCUAAAUAUUUUAAUGAUAAUGGAGUGCCCCUAGAAGGUAUAUAUUACAUAAAUAGUGGUUAGCAAACUAUGGCACACAUGACAGAUGUAGCACAGUGUGGGAUUUUCAAGACUUACGGAAAACAAACAAAAAAUAAUAGUAAAUGAUUUUUUAGGCAUGAACGUGGACCUACAGGUUGUUGGAAGGCAGAAUGAAUUAGAAAUCUCACUUUGGCACAAUAAUACCAAAAUGUUGCUAAUCCUUGAUAGAUAAGUUAUAUUGAGCAGUGCCAGCUGCAAUAAAAUUUUGAGUUAUUAUUCUAAACAAUAACUUAAUCACAGGCAGUGUAAAGUGAAUGAUGUGUUUUUUAGCUCCUGUCUCAUAUGACAUACAUUUUAUAUGUGAUAAAGUUGUGUUUUUUUUUUCUAUUUCAGAUAUCCAAACCAGACAUAUUCAUCUAAAGCUUGACGCGUCUGGUGUUGUUGUGCGGGAAUUUAACAUGCCAAUUAAUGCUUACAGAGUUGAAUUUCAAGUGAGUUAAACUUGCAGAAAUUUGGUGGCAUAUUCAUCUAAAGCUUGACGCGUCUGGUGUUGUUGUGCGGGAAUUUAACAUGCCAAUUAAUGCUUACAGAGUUGAAUUUCAAGUGAGUUAAACUUGCAGAAAUUUGGUGGCAUGGUAACGUGCCAGAUAUUGCUCUCAGAGUAAUUUAGUGUAAGAAUAACUUGCCAGUUAAUACUUUCAAGAGUAAUUUAGUGUAAGUUUAACAUAUCAGAUUAUUCUGAUAAUGUUGCAUUUUGAGUAUUUUAUAUUUAGUGUCGGAAUCAUUCUAGCUACUUUGCUCUGAGAUAAUCCUUAAAUAGGAAGAAUUGCCAAUUGAAGGCAUUAUUAUAUUAACUUGAGGAAAAAAAAUUUAAAUAUUUUACAAAACCUUUGAAUUUAAAAAAAAAUAAAAUAUCAAGUAAAAGAACCUAAAAAAUAAUAUUUUUUUUAAUUCAAUAACAAUACUUUGUUAUAAAACUGUAGGGGUGGGUGGGUGGGGGGAAUGGUUUGAGUCUUCCUAUGCCAGUAUAUUGUAUGAUGUACAUUUUUUCCCUAAGUACAAUACACAUAAUAAAUAUUUACUCAAACAGUUUUCCAAUUUUUCUCUGUAAACAGGUUGUAAUUGUAGAUUUUCAGAGGAUGGGAGACAAUGAGUUCAAAUUUAACACCCUCAGAUUUCCUUCGCCCCGGAAUGAAUACAUUCACAUCUCUCUGCCAACCCCAGUAACGGUAAAUACUAUUUUAUUCAACAAAUUUACAUCUCUCCGCCAGAGCCACUAAUGGUUAAUAGAAUUUUAUUCAAAGUACAUUAAAAAAUUUCUGCCAAGGUAAAUAAUACUUAACUGUUUCAAUUCUCUCUUACUGGUUUUAUUGACAUUGACAAUUAGUGUCUCACAACUCAGUAAUAAGAUCUCAUUUGCCUAAAUUUAUUUUCACACUUACUGGUUAUUUUUCAACUCUGAUAUCCAUCAAAUAUCAACAGUUUGUCUGAUUUAAAAUUGAUCCCUCACAAGUAGGUCACCAAUCCCUGCAACUUAGAUUUAAUUACACAUGCCCCUAGGGGCAACAUGAAAUCUACAUUGAGUGCAUGUUGGUUUAAUAGUUUUGUCUGUCCUAGAAAAGAAAAGAUGGGAUCAUCUUACUGAGGUACACGGCACCCACAGGACCAGUCAAAGACAAAAUCACAAUCACUGUAAGUUAACAUUUUAUAUUAAAAUUUUAAUGUAUACGAAUCCCAUUUAUAUCUAUCACAAUAAAAAUAAAACUCUAUAGGCUAUAUACAGUUUAUAACUUAACAAAUAAAUAUUUGUAACUGAUUUCAUUCUUCAGAAGUUACCCUCUAUUUUUUUUAUUUCAUCCUUGUUACUGCAGAUCUUGUCUAAAGGCCAUGUGAUCUUCACAGCCAAAAAUAUUAACCGAAAUGCAGAUGGGCGCACCACUGUACACCUACCCUAUCGCCUAUACCCUGAGGUCACACCCAGUAUGAGGAUUGUAGCAUUCUAUUCUACCCUGGAUUCUGAAGUCGUGAUCGACUCCUUGUUUGUAAACACCCCUGAUUAUUGUUAUGAAGAGGUUGGUUUGUUUAUAUGUUAGCAUAAUGUAAUGACUACGUCAAAGAUGCAUUUGUUUAUUUCUUUUUUUUUUUGUCUGUAAUUCUUUAAAUGAAAAACUAUUACCCUUAUGCAAUUGAGUGAUGUUUUAUAAAGAAAGAUUAACAUUUAAUUUUAAAAAAUUGUCUUUGUAAAGUAUUUAUUAUUCUCUGAUAUCAUUUUUCAAAGCAAUUCAACUAUUUAUAAUGCAGUAAUUAUGUUAGAUGUAGAACAAAGUAAACAAUGGGAAAAUAGAGUAUUAAAAAAGUCAUUGCAGUUUGGGAUGUUUCAAAAUUUGCAGUGCCUUCAAAAAAAAAAAUUAAAAAUUAAAAGUCAAUUUAUCUUUUUAUGGGCAUGUUAAAAAAUAUCUUUUAAAAAAAUUAAAUAUUUAUUCCAUUUCAUUUUUUUUUUAAAAAUUUAAUUGUCAAAAUACUAGGUUUUUUUUAGUAAAAAACACUUAUAUGAAUUUAAAAUUAUAUUGAAAAAUAAUACCUUACCCUUUUUAAAGGUGCAUUUUAAUUUUUACUGGAUGUGACGGGCAAUGAGGCCCAAUAUGUCUUAACCAUGACUUAACUUAAAACAUAUGCUGUUGACACUUAUUUUUACAAUUAUAAAACCAUAAGUAAAAUUAGCGGGGAUGUUAUCAUUAUAUUAUAGCAUAAUUCCAGAGUGGAUGUUGUCCACCCCAAUCACACACCGUAAAGCGCUCUCAUUCCCCCCCCCCCUCUCAUAUGCACAAAAUGCACACAAAACAACACACUCUCCAAUAAGGGUGGGUGCCUGCCAUUUCUGGUUUUUUUGGUAAGAAAAAACCCAUUUAUCCAACCCAUCACAGAACACGUUUCACUUAUCCAACCAAUCACAGAACACGUUUCACUUAUCCACCCCAAUCACACACCGUAAAGCGCUCUCAUUCCCCCCCCCCCUCUCAUAUGCACGAAAUGCACACAAAAGAACACACUCUCCAAUAAGAGUGGGUGCCUGCCAUUGCUGGUUUUUUGACACAAUUUUACUCUGCUCACAGUGCAAAAAACUGUAGUAGAGUGGUGAGGAGAUAGCUGAGUUUGAUAUAAUAUAUAUAUAUAUAUAGAAUAUAUGGGUUUACAAACUCAAUGAGGUCUUGAUGACUAUAGCCUUUAUUUGGUUUAUCAGUAUUUUAUAAACAGGAGUGGUAAAGAAAAUCUUUGGAAAACCUUUGACAAAAAUGGGCUGAUAAUAAUGUUUGAUUAUAAAAGAAAUCGCGUAGCAGUGUUUCAUUUUCGGCACGUACACUGUCUAAUAUUCAGAAUUGAUGUGAGGGCUAGCAUACAUGUCUAGAAAUUUUGACUGUACUGUCAACCAUGUAUGAUGUUUAUAUAAGAUGCAGCCAUAGCAGGAAAGUUGCUAUAAUGUUUUAUAGUAUAACAGCUAUUAGUUUGAUACUUGUCUUAUUAAUCAAUCCCUGUGUCUUAUUGGACAAAAGCACAUUGCAGAAUUUAUUUAUUUAUUAUUUAACACGGAUGGUAAUAUUAUCCUAACACAUGCACCAUUCCUUAUGUAAGAAUGUAGCACAAUAGCUAGCCUACUACACAUAUUUGACAUAUAUUGGCUGGUUGGAAACUUUUGUAUCAAUCACUUAUAAGCACAUUGCAGUAUGUGUAACCAGAAGGAUAUAGCGGUUUGUGUUAUGCUAACGUAUACACUGGUAUCUAAUUCCAUGUAAGAAUUCAGUGGUCGUCUGUAUUUUCAAACAUCACAAUAUCAUAGAUGCAAGUCACGUUGAUGGAACUAACAAGUGAUUUAAGCACUGCCUAAUAUAAGUAAUGAACAGAAAUCCUCCAUUACUAAAACCUGACAAUUGCAUUCUACAAAAACAAACUAUAAAGGCGAAUUUGCGUAUACUUAUAAAGCAUCCAAAUUUGCCAGUGAACAAUGGGACACUUUAGGGAUGUGAUUGCAACUUUGAAUGCCAAAACACAUUGGCACGCUCACUAUAAAUAGGGUAUCUCGAACAUCCCAGAGAGCUACUACAUAAAACAUUAACCAGUCCUGUCUAUUACUGGACUCCUGACAGAUUUACUGUGGUAAAUGAGAAUCUAUAGAGACUCCAACCAGAUUUCAAAGAUGUAGACUUGCAAAUAUACUAAGGUAUAGAGAAUAAAAUCCCCUUUCCAACUAGAUAUAAUUCAUAGUAAAUUACCCUAGGGUUUCAGAGAAAUAAAUUAUUGAACUUAUACAAAAUGCACACAUAAUGGUUACCUAUCUUUAAGUGUUUUAAGUGGUGGAGGAGUAGCAAUUUAUGUCAUGUUGUGAUAACCUAACCCACAGGUCAAAUUCCAUGACAGCGUUGGGUGGUGAAUGCUCUGUUUUUGGAACAGUGUGGCCUACAGCGCCACAUUUAUUUAUGCAUACAUUUCUAAAAGGUAUUUAGUAAACUAUUAGGGCUAUAAAGAGUGGAUAGAACUAAGCAUUGGUGGAUAUCUGGAGCACCAUUUGGAUUUGUUAUUAUAGAUUAUUCCCCCUCUUCCUGUAUUUUACAUGUGCCACAUGGUUGCAUUGCCCCACGAAGAUGUAGAAUAUUGUUUUACGCUAGAAAAUGUUGUACAUUCAAAAACCUGACUACUAUCAAGUUUUUUUAUUUUUCUGCAUCCUUAAAUAGUUAGGCCUCUUCAAAGCUGGAGGUCUAUCCAAUGCCCCUCUCAGGCCAAAAGACACUUUCAACAUGCACGUCUCUGGUGGACCUAGCAUGAGAGUUGGCUUUGUAGCUGUGGACAAGUCUGUCUAUUUGUUGAAUGAUAAACAAACUCUGAAUCGUCAAGUGGUAAAGAUGAAUAAUUUUUUUUAUUAUUAGUUUUUUAAAAUAAAUCUUUAAAAAAAAAUUAAGUCAGUGUUAAGUUGUUUAAAGAAACUGGUACAGGAAAAUCAAACACAUUUUACAAUAACAUAGACUUCAAUAUUGUGCAUGGUGUAAGUAAUAUAUAGACUGGAAUAACAAAUGUUAAUGUAAUCAACUUUGACACAAUCUCUAUUUAUGAUGUCUCCAUGAGGUCAUCUAGAUUUAUAUCAACUAUUGAUAUCACAUUUUGUGACCGCAAUCCAACCUGGGUCAACUUGGAAAACAGACUAAAAACAGGGCUGAAUUGAUAUUACAUUUUGUGACUGCAGUCCAACCUGGGUCAACUUGGAAAACAGACUGAAAACAGGGCUGAAUUGAUAUUACAUUUUGUGACUGCAGUCCAACCUGGAUCAACUUGGAAAACAGACUGAAAACUGGGCUGAAUUGAUAUUACAUAUUGUGACUGCUGUCCAAACUGCGUCAACUUGGAAAACAGACUGAAAACUGGGCUGAAUUGAUAUUACAUUUUGUGACUGCAGUCCAAACUGGGUCAACUUGGAAACAAGACUGAAAACAGCACCGAAUAAAACCAAAACUUAAUUACCGUAUUUAUCGGCGUAUAACACCACACUUUUUCUCCCUGAAAAUAGGGAGCAAAUGAUGUGUGCGUGUUAUACGCUGAUAUAAUGUUAAGUUUUUUUUUCCUGAAAUUUCCUUCUUAAAAUGAGCUGCGUGUUAUACGCAGGUGCGUGUUAUACUCCGAUAAAUACAGUAUCUGGUAAGGUUAUUUUUAAAAAAGGUGUUCAACAUUAAUCUGAUUUAAAGGCUGUACUCUAUGUUGACAAGCUCGGUAACUUUGAGAAGUUUAAAGAACAAAGACUGUUUCAUUAUUCGUUACAGCUUUUCAGACAGCUUGACAGCCAUGAUCAAGGCAAAGAUGGUGGAGAUGGCCAAGAUUACAAGACAAUACUUGAGGUAUGUAUUUUUGUAUUUAAUGUAUUUAAUACUGGAGGUAUGUAUUUAAUACUUUAAGUAGUUAUUUGAUACUUCUGCUAUGCAUUGUCAAUAGAGAAAAGUGUAAAUUUUUUCAAUAAAUAAAAUAUUUCAAAUGUUAAGUUAAUUGAAGAAUUGAAUUAUUGAAAUUUAAAAACUUAGGAAAAAAGUUCAGUUUCAUGUAACCAAUGAAUAAAAAGUUUCUUUUUUUUAAUUUAAAAUUAUUUUUUUAUGAUCUGGUAGAACUCUGGCCUUCACCACAUGGUUGUGGACAACAAAGAGAUCCCAAUGGAAGGACGCCUUGAUGAACCUUUGUUUAGCCAUGUUGUAGGCUUAGAAGGAAAAUCCAUGAAUACAAAUGGAUUUUCACGUAAGUUAUCAAAAUUUGACAAGUAUUCUUUAAAGCGCAUUUCUCUAAUUCCAGGACUUUAUGUUAAGAAUACAUCACUCAAAUUAAAAUAUGUCACAUUUGAUCUUUAUUGGCGGUGACUAAUAGUGAGGUCCUAAAGCAUGCGAAUACCCAAAGCAUGUUCACAAUCCUUAGUGAAAAACGCCUGAGAUGGCUAGGUCAUGUUAAAAGAAUGAGUCCCGGCCGCAUUCCGAAAGACCUCCUAUAUGGUGAACUUGCUUCGGGAAAGAGGAAAACAGGUCGCCCACGUCUGCGAUUUAAAGAUGUCUGUCAAAGGGACAUGAAAGCAGCCAAAAUACAUACAAGUGACUGGGAGUGUAAGGCAAAAGACCGAUCUACGUGGCGCACAGUUGUCAAAGAGGGCGUCAUGGUAGCCGAGGAGCGAAGAAUGGAAGAGGCUACAGACAGAAGAGCUAGGAGAAAGGCCAAAACAUUUAGAAGCACGGAACUCGUGUGUAAAAACUGUGGUAAAGACUGUCACUCAAGGAUCGGACUGCACAGCCACUCGAGAAAAUGCAACCCAACCCAACGGUGAUGCACCAUCGUCUCACGAGACGGAAGGAUGCCGAUUCACAUUUGAUCAAACCAUCAUUGUUUCCUUGUGUGCAGAUUUAACAUGUAUAAUAAAAUAAUUUUUUAUAUUUUUAAGAUGAGCUUUUUAUUUUUUGAAGUGAAAUAUUAUGGCUUAUAGUCUUUGUUCAGCGCAUAAAAUAGAAAGAAUUAUACAGUAAAUAUUAAAUGCUAAGAAAUUCCGGUCAGAUUUACAGAAAGGGUAUUCAAAAAUACAGCUACAUUAUGUGUUAUUGCAUUUCAGUUGAUCAUUCAUUUUUUCCCCCCAGCUAUGUUAGAUGAAGACCUUCCCACCUAUGCUCAGCCUCAGACAGUUAGAAAUUAUUUUCCAGAGUCCUGGUUGUUUGAGGAGCAAGUUUUGACAAGGUGGGCCACAUGCACAACAUAUUCACAAUAAAGAAUGCAUAUUUUAGGCUAAGCUUGGUGUGGUAAUAUGACUAUUUUUGUUUGUUUUUAUUGGUGGGGUUAAAUAUAUAUAUAUAUAUUGUUGUUGUUCAUCCGUCAAAAUUGACUAGGACCAUCCAGUCAUCUGGUAAACAAAUGGAUGACUGAUGACUUGCGCUGGUGACUUUGUUUAAAUUGAGGAAGAGUUGCGCAACGUCAACCUCACUCUCUUGUCCAGACCCACAAUGUCCAGUGGCAAGACAAAGUCAAGACGACCGGAGAUGGAUACGGAUGCAGUGUAUGACCAAGAUGUUAUACGUACCUCAUCCUGCUCUACACACUCCACGGUGCAUUGCUGUAAUCGUCAUCUCCUAAAUUGAACCUAAAUGGUCUCCUCCGCAGGAUGUGUUAACGUCCAGGCUUUGCAUGCAGUGGGUAGGCAGUCCUAAAUCACCGAGGGUUUGAGGCCCAUCAGCUACCCUCACCUGGUUUACCCGGCUAAUGGAAGCCGUUGCCCAGGGUAUGGCCACUGUUGUAUGCUAACAGCUGCGGGAUGCACAGAUGAGAGUUGAGUGACAUAAGAGGACCAAGGCGGCCGAAUUGAUUCUAGAAGCAUGUUUUCCCCCAUCAGGAGUAUGACCCCUUCCUGUACACACCCUUAUAAGAAGGAAUAGUCUUUAGUAUAUUUUCCACUUAAAUGACUAUUUCCUACAACUAAUUUUUGUUGAAAUUAAGAUUCCUUCCUUUUGUGUUUUAUUAUACCGCCAUCAUGUUGUAGCCGGAAGUUAUCCUUUGUAUAGUGAUAGUGAUAAUGGAAAUUUUGUUAACAAAAUGUUGUUUAAAGGAAAAUUACGUAUCCAAAACAAAGAUUCUGAUCCUGUCGUUAUUCUUAAGGAUAUAUGCCACAGAAAGGACUAUUUCGAUCAAUAAUUUCUAUUGAAAUCCAUGUUUCCUUCCUAUUGUGCUCUUUUUGUUUUGUUUUUCCGCCAUCUUGUUGCAGCCGGAAGCACUACCCUACCUAAUUGCAGUCUCUCCCCCUUUUUAUCCGUUUGAAUUCAGGUACAUAAUAAAAUGCACCCCAGGCCACUCCCCAGAUCCACUAACAGCACACACGUUUAACUACUUAAAGAACUAAAUCGUACUUCUUUAAAUAACAAGACGCAGACAAGAUCCCAUUUUCCCAUGUUUGUUUUAUAUAUAUAUAAUUAUAUAUAUAUAUAAAGUUCUUCUUCUUCUUUGCCUUUUCAACUCCCAAUGGAGCAUAGGUGAUUGAAAAUUUCUUUCAAAGCCUCCCAGUCUCUUGCUAUCUUCUCUAACUCUUUCCAAUCUUUAUUACAUGCAGGUUAAGUUAAUUUAGCGUAUAUUCACUUGAAAAAAAGGGAUUAAAUUGCACCCUCUCCCCACAAAAUGCACACACUGCAUACCAAAAUUCUAUAAAUAAGCUUUUUUCUUCUUCAGAUAACUCCUCCCAAAAGUGAGAUUUUAAUUCACAGCCAUGAAAGUAAUAAGCAAAAUUUGGUUUAACCAUCAAAAAGGGAGCAUUUAUUGUUUCAGUAGUUUCUCGAUUCCCAAAUCAUUUUAUUUUUUUUCCUGUCAGAGCUGGCAACUUGAACCUUAAUCUGACCCUACCUGACUCCAUCACGACCUGGUCCUUUAUGGCCGUGGGUCUUUCAGCCAACAGGGGGGUCUGUGUGUCCCAGCCUUUAGAACAGCAGGUGAUGAAACUCUUCUUUGCUGAUGUGAGGAUGCCCUACAAGGUGACCAGACUUGAGGAAGUCAAGGUCAAGAUCGCUGUGUACAACUACCAACAGCAAGCACUGGUGGUAAGUGGAACACAACAUUGGUGGCUGUCAUGGGGUUAAACUAAUCAAAUGCUAGAGAUAACCAGCUGUGGAUAUCGGACAUGUUAUAAAACACAAUCGAUUUAUUGAAACAUGUAGGCUACUGAUAAAUGUUACUAUACUUUUUCAAAUAGGUUUUUUUUUUUUAUUCAUUUAGUCAAACCAGUGAAAUGAAUGAAAAAAACCUAGUUUAAUCAAUUUAAUGAAGACUAUAGAUAUAAAUUAAAUAAAAGCUAGCUUAAUUUAUUUAAUUAAACUAAUUUAAUCAAUUUAAUGAAGACUAUAUAGAUAAAUUAAAUAAAAAGCUGGCUCAAUGGAUUUAAUCAAACUAUGAACUUAAUAACAAAUUGAAGAAUAAAUUUAAUAAAACUUUCAGAAUGAAUUUUAUUUUUUAAAAUUAGUUGAAAGAGUUACCUGAAACAAUGAUAAGUGUCUUUGGUCUACAUGACAGGUGACUGGAGUUGUCACAGGGGAUGACAGCUUGUGUAUCUCUGGCAGUUCAUCAAGGGAGAUUAACAACUUAAACAAUCAGAAAAACGUUACCUUUCAUAUGUCUAUACCUUCAGGACAGGCUGCCACUGAAACAGUCAAGGUAACAUUUUGAACACAAACAAUGAAACUUCAGCCUCCACAGUUAAUGAAAUAAGAGUACACAGCCACUUUUGUUAUUUAAAAAAUGUUUUCAAGUUAAGUAUAUAACAAGGGAAAAGUUGCUAUAAGACAACUCCUGUAUGUUUUUUUUACUAAAGGGGUACAUGUUUGAUUAUCACAUGUUUCAUUAUUACACAUAUUUUUGGUACAUCACUUUUUAAAUAGUAUGUUUUCGUUAUUAUUGGUUACAGUAACUUUUAUGUUUGUUACACCUAUGAUGGUGACAUCUCUGUUGUCUAGGUGAUCCCUCUUCAGAAUGGUGAGCUUACUUUACGGGUGGACCUACAAAGUCAAAAUGACAGAGAUGUGGUGGAGAAGAAGCUGUUUGUAAUUGUAAGCAAACACGUUUUUUUAAAAUAUCAUAUUUUUAUGUCCGUUAUAUUAUCCUGAAUUAGUACUAAUGAAUGUCUAAUAUUAUACAAGCUAAAAAAAGUAUUUAAAAAUAAUUAUCCAAGAGAUAUGAUCCAGUAGUAAAACAUAAUAGUUUAACACAUUGAAAAGAGAAAAAAGUUAGCAUUCAUUUUUAAUCACCCAAUUGUAUUAUUUUAAAACAUGUUUGUUCUACAGCAUUAUAGCCUGCUACCAUAAAAAGAAAAUCUAAGAAAAUGGACUUCAAUAAUUUAAUUUUGUGAAUUUUAAAAAAGAAAUUGGAAAACAUUUUUGUUUUAAUUUUUUCUAGUUUUCAAGACCUUACUGUAAUUGAAGAAUUUAGUACACAAAAUAACCAUUUUGAGAUUAUCCAGUUUAAAUUUCUUUUUGUCUAUAAACUUUGAGCAUUCUUAUUCUUAUGCUUGUUUAAAUAAGGGACAUAGGUACAUUUCACUGUGUUCAAAAUUAUGUAGUACACUUGGCUAAACCGGUUUUGAUUGACCUACAAAAAUGCGACUUUAUUAGCAACAGGGUCUUCAUUAUUUUUUGUUUGUUACUGUAUUUCUCACUUAUUUGUGUGGAAUUUAAGUUAAAUGUUAUUAGACUUCCAUAAAUAAAUUAGUAAGAAAGCAAUUUUAAACAAGGGUAAUAAAUCUGCAAAAAUAGUGUCAGAUCAUUUAUGGUUGGCCCUCAAUUCAGAAAUGAUCAGGCUUGAUAUGGAAUGUGCAUUUUGUAAAAAAAAAAAAUAUUGAUUCUACCCUUGCAAAUGUUUGUCUCUGUCAUUGUCUGUUUAGGCUGAAGGCCAAAGAGUAAGGAAGACUAUUACUUUUGUUUUGGACCCUGAAGGCAAACAUGCAAACUUUGCAGCAAAGAAAGGACAUGACGUGUAUCUCUCAAAAUCUGUGACGAUUCAAAGUAAGUUUCUCAUUUAUGGGUUUCUAAAUUUGCUUCUCUUGUUACAUUUGAAUACCAUAAGUACUGGGGGCUUAUUGGAAUUGAAGAUUUUAAAAAAAAAAUAUAUGGGGAGGGUUCCAAAAUGAUAUGCAUGAAAUAAAAAAAAUUAAAAAUUAAAAGGGAUUUGAAAACAGAAGAAAAAUUUAAAACAUUUUAAUGAUUGAAAACAAGGAACACUUGUGACAUUUUAUAUUAAUUUAAAUGUAAUAAAUAUUUUAAAAAAUUUUACUUCCAAUAUUAGGCUUGGUCAUUCACAAAGUAUAAGCCUAAAAAUGUAAUUAAUAAAAUUGAAAUCUUCACCACUAGAUAUGAUAGAUUUACAAAAUAAGCAGCAGCAUACAAGAAUUGACAUGGCACUGCCUAAAGAGUUGAUCAAGGGAACUGAAUUCUGUCGGAUUUCAGCAUUUGGUUAGUUUUUUAAAAAUUAUUAAAGGCAUCCUUUAGUAUUCCAAUUUUUCACUAUGCAAUCAAUCAGACAAAUUAUAAUACAAUUUAGAAGCUUAUUUUUUUAUUUACUUUUAUGUAUUUACUUUUUUUUUAUCUGGUCUUCAAUUAAUUUUGAACCAUAUAAAAAUUUUGAUAGCUAAUUGCAUCAAAAUGUAAGUUUUUUAACCUAUUCGCACUUAUUCUUUUAGGUGACUUAAUGGGGGACAUUAUAACCCAUGCUGUUGUCCGGUCUAAGAGCCUCAUUGACCAGCCUCUCCUUAAUGCCGAAGAAGUCCUUGGUGACCUGGGUCCUACUGUUCAUGCUCUGCUGUAUGUCAACCAAACUGGACUCAUGGAUGAUGAACUCAGAGAGAAGGGCCGCCGGUUUGUUAGGCAUGGUAACUCAGCUGUUUAUAUCAUUCUUAAUAUUUACAACAUCUCUGCUUUGUUUAGCGGAAAUCUUUAUUAUAUAAAAUAUCUUCACAUGUUCUUUCAUAUUAUACUAUAGCCUAAUAAUCUAGCUUAUAAAUUACUUUUGCCUGGCCCGAUAAUUCAGUGGGUAAAACUCAAUAUUUUUUUUAAAAAAUGGUUUGUGUCCAAGGACUUUAGUUGGUUCACCUGUGCACUUUACAUUAUAUUUAUUCAGUAAAUUUUGGAAGUACAUUUGAAAAGAUUACUUAGAUUUUGUAAUUUAACCCCUUUUUUGAAACAUGAUCCUAACGUAAAAAAAAAAAAAAUAUCUUGUGUGAGAUAAUUCACCAUUAGUUCUGCUUUACUUUUUUUGGGGUCUGUUUUCUGUUAACCAGGAGUUUCUAGGCUGCUCAAGUACAAGAAAGAAAAGGCUUUCAUUCUCACACCUGAUGCAAAAGAAGCAACAUGGUAGGUUAGUGAUUUAAAAGUCAACCAUUUCAUGUGAAAUUAUUCUCAUUUCUCACUUACAUAAUUUAACAAAGUAAUGAAAUGGCAACAUAGACCAGAAAAUAAUAUUGGAACAGCAAAGCUUAUUAGCAUUAUUAUAAUUGCACUAAAUAAAAUUAAUAUUUUAAAAAAGGAAUAUUAUUAUGUGCAGACAUUUAAAAUAACAGCAUGUUUUAGAGUUGACCUAUUUUGUUUUCAAUAAGGAAGUUUUCCCCCAAUUUACUCCCCUAGGUUUCCCAUAGAUCACUCACCCAAGUUUUCCCUCCACAAACACAAUCUCAUUUCCCUUGAUUGUUAGGCUAUAACUUUGUUUGAAGAACCCACCACAGUUUUCAGAUUAACUACACAGAUGCUUAAGUUGAUGUAUCAAUGUCAUAUAAAACAUCCUUGACAUAAUGUAUCAAUGGAGCAGAUGAGUGAACCAGCUACCCUUGUGGGGUCAUAUGACAACAUUGUAUAGCUGGCAUAAAAAGCCCUUUCAACACAUUAGUGUCAGACUAAAUAAACUUUCUGGCCUUCCGUAACUACCGUCUAGAAAUGCAGAGGUCUGUCUUCUGGAUGUAGGCACUCUUGUAAUGUAUGAUUAAAUCUAAAAAAAACGAGCAAUAUGAAACAAAAGCGUUAAUCAUUUUAUAAUUUUUUAAGCUCACUACAUUUGUGUUUGAUUAUUUCUUAGGCUUACUACACUGGUGUUGAAGACACUGUGUCACUCAUCAUUACUGACAUUCAUUGAUAAAGAAAACUUGAUUGAUGAAGGCUUUCUUUGGCUCCAGAGUCAAACAAAUGUCAUGGGAGUAAUUAAAGAGCAAGACUGGAGAUUAGCACAGGUCAUUAUAUUUAAUAUGUAUGUUCAUGAUUUUUUUUUUUUUGAAGCUUAUGUCAAAUGAAAUGUAAAACAAGAAUUUAGUGUUGAGAAUUUUUUUUCAAAACCUGAGUGAAAUACACUGUUUACUUCAAAAUGAAACUGAUAAACAAUCGUACGAUUGAUUCAAUUUCACAUUUUCAUUUCUUUUUUUUAAAUUGGAAAAAUGAAACAAAAUAAUUGAAAAUUUAACGAUUAUUUAUCAGUUUCAUUAGUGAAGUGAACAGUUAGUUUUAUGUUCACAUGUGCAAAUAUUUUUUUUGGUGCAAAUUUUGAAGAAAAAAAAAGUUAUUUUUAAUUUUGCCCUAACUUGCCAGCUGUUUUUUUUCCAUUAGGACUCUGCUGAGUAUCGGAUAAUGCUGUCUGCCGAGGUCCUUAUUGCCUUAAAAGAAUGUGACAGAACACAGAAGGUGAGAUAUGAAAUUUACCAGGCAUCUAUAACUCUUAUCUUUUCCUUCUAUUCCACUCUUAAUGUAGUUGUUAGUUUCUUAUUAUGAUCUGGUAGUCGACUCAAAACAACUUAAUCAAGGAAAUAGUUAAUUAUGGUAUGUUAAGACAAGACGAGAAACAGAAAACUGUUCAAAAAUUUAAGUGUGUAGAGUUCACUGUGUUGGAGAGGAAUGCUAUAUUAUUGCCUGAAGUUAGAUUGAACAACUACAAGCAAUGGUCCUGUCUUUUCAUUUUCAAGCUUCAACAUACCUUAUUUCACUAUUUUUUUCAUACUGUCCUUCACUUACUAUCCUACUAAAUCCAGUAGUUUGAUAAAUAAACAGAAAUAGUUAUCCUUACUGAACAACUGGGGGGGGGGGGGUUUCAAAGUGGUCAAAUAAUAUAUUUUAAACUAUGUUUUUUGUUAAAGCUUGACCACCAGAAUCUGAUAGGGCUACUGGGCAUCUACCUGGAGGAUAGCCUGGAAAACAUCACCCUCCCGCUUGUGCUGGCCAAGGCAGCGUACGCGCUGAAACUGUUUGAUGCCGAGGGGGAUGUCUUUCAGACAGCCAAAGAUAGAUUAAAUCAAGCCAAGUUGAGGGACAAAAUAGGUAAAAAAAAAUACUUACACAAACGCUCUGAGUGUGCUAUUGUUUGUGUUUAGACAAAAGUAACGAAGAAUGUGUUGGCUAUCAAUUUUAUAUAGAAUGCUAUGCAACCUUUAAAUGUCCCACUUAGAAGAUCAAAAUUUGCAAGUGUUAAGCAUUGUCAUAUUAUUCUCAAAUUGAAUUUUAUGAUUUUUCUUUCAUUUUUGGGGGGGUUAAAUAACAAUUACUGGUUAUAAAAAAAAAAACUUUUUUUAUAUUUUUGGUUAGAUCAUUGAUUCAAUUUGGAUAUAGAAAUGACUUGAUGAUGAUUACAUCAUCAGGGGCUCUACAGGCUCGAGUUUGUUAAAAGCUAGAUUUGAGAAUCCAUUACCAAGCAAACCACCAAAUAAAAAUGUCGUCCUUAAAAAGUGGGCUUGAAGAGUUUUAAAUUCCAUCAUUGUUAGCAUGACAAUUUUCAUGUUUUCUUUUUCAAAUAGGCCACUUCUACUGGGCUGAUACCAAGGAGUUAGACUACAGAAACAAAGUUCCAUACUGGUACCGUGAGGGGGCCCAAGCUUCUUCCAUUGAGGCCACAUCUUAUGCGCUGCUUGUGUUUUUGGAUAAUGAAGAAGUGAAUGUAGAUGCUAUUGCCGAUUGGCUGAUUUCACAGAGGAAUCAAAAUGGUGCUUUCAUAGGAGCCCUGGUAAUGUAAAAGGACAGUCUCGUAUUUAGUUUUUAUGGGAUUUUAAAUUAAUGUGCAAUUCUAAUUGAUGUUAACUGAAUUAAUUCUACUUCAUAUAAAGUGUUCCACUGUCUUGUUAUAAUCCCAAUUUAUUUUUAUCAUGAGCAUUCUUUAUUUUAUUUUAUUUGUGCCAUUCCCAUAGCUAGCACAUUUGACAGGAAAUAUAUAUAUAUAUUUUUUUCUCAUUACAGGACAGCACAGUGGCCAUUCAGGCACUUACUAAAUAUGGGUUGAUGAAACAUGAACUGGAUGGUCUGACAGUGAACCUGAAUUGUAACAUCAGCUCUGACAGGGCAAGACAUUACUCCCGUUUCAUCAAGUUUACUGAAGAAAAUGCUAUGAGGCCUGAAUCUCUCAACAAUGUAAGCCGCUAACACACAACUACUAUUUCUGAGCCAAUAGAAUCUCACAACAAUGUAAGCCACUACAUAGAACUGUUAUUCCUCAGCCAAUAGAAUCUCACAACAAUGUAAGCCACUUACACAGAACUGUUAUUUCUUAGCCAAUAGAAUCUCACAACAAUGUAAGCCACUAACACUGAACUACUAUUUCUUAGCCAAUAGAAUCUUGCAAAAAUGUCAACAGUUAACACAGAACUACCUUUUUUUGAGCAAUAGAAUUUUAAGGUCAAUAAAACAUAGAUGAAUUAACUACUCUGGAAUCUUGAUUUUUUUUUUUCAAAUUUAUUUCUGUUUUAUAAACAAAAGAAAUGAUGCCUAAAUAACAGAAAUUAACUUCUUUGAAAAAUUUGCACUGACUUGACAAUAAAAAAAAGAAUUCAGGAAAUACUCAUCUCAUGAUUUACUGUCAAAAAUAUUAAUAUUUUCACUACUAGCAAAUUUUAUUUUACUUUUCUAAUUAAGUAAACUAUAUUAUUAUGCACUGCCAACACUUUUUAUUGACUAUUGAAAAACUCUAGCUCAAAAAUGAGAAUAUCUAUAAAAAAAAAUUUAAAGAGCAAGUGUAAUGAUGAAGAUAAAAUUAUGUAGUAAUACAAAAUUUAUUUUUACAAUAUUUCUAGAUUCUCUGAGUAACAGAAGCUAUUUAGGACUGUAGUUAAUAAAGACAUUUGCAAAAAUUUAUAGUUCAUGCUUAUUUACUGUUGAAAUAACCGCAAGCAUUGUGAAGUACUGGCUAAAAGUUUACACAAUAAUGAAACCAAUGAAAUAUUAAUGUCAUUUAAAUUUAAUCAAUAGAUUUUUUUUUACUGAUUAUGCAGGUUCCAGUGGGAAAGCUUUUGGAAGUUGUGACUGAAGGUCAAGGUCUGGGUCAGAUGCAAGUGAAUGUGGAAUACAACAUUCCCUUAGAGAAAAACAAGAACUGUAUGUUCAAUGCUAAGGUGGAGGUCAAGCUGACACAAAUUAGCAUUGGGAAUGAGUAAGGACUUUUUUGCUCUAAACAUUUGGUAAAAGACAAUGGUGACAGUAGAACAUUUGGUAUAAGUAAUGGUGACAGUAGAACAUCUGGUAUAAGACAAUGGUGACAGUAGAACAUUUGGUAUAAGUCAAUGGUGACAGUAGAACAUCUGGUAUAAGACAGGAGUGACAGUAGAACAUUUGGUAUAAGACAGUUGUGACAGUAGAACAUUUGGUAUAAGACAGUGGUGACAGUAGAACAUUUGCUAUAAGUUAAGGGUGACAGUAGAACAUCUGGUAUAAGACAGUGGUGACAGAAGAACAUUUGGUAUAAGACAGUUGUGACAGUAGAACAUUUGGUAUAAGACAGUGGUGACGGUAAAACAUUUGGUAUAAGACAGUAGAUGCCCAUUUUAGCUUGGGGUGUGAGGGUGGAAAGAAAUAAUAGCAUUUCAUGGGUUAGUCCAAUGGUCGGCAAACUCAUUAGUCAAAAGAGCCAAAAAUCAGCAGCAGGAUAAUUUAAAAAAUUUUGCGAGCCAAAUUUCUCUCCAAGAACCUGUCAAGAACCAUGGUUUUUGGAGUCAACACUGAUUUGUGAUUUGUAGAUUUAAUCCAAUCCAAAAUUUGGUCAAAUUAAUAAAAAUGACAAAAAUCAAUUUCUCCAGAUAUCAACAGAACUUGUUUAAAUCUCUUAAUUUCAUUGUGAUAAUUUUUUUUAUUGUUUGUCCUUCAUAUGUGAAGAUGACCAGGGCAAUUUUUGACUUGAGUAGUAGCCUUGACUUGAGCUGUAUUUGUUUUAAAAGAGGGAGAGCUGUUCAAUUUUUCAGCCUUUCUCUCUCAUCCUUUUCUAUCUGAUCCAAUGACAAGACUUAGUCAAGAUGACUAGAAAUAGACUAGUCUAGGAUGCAGUAUAUUUUUGUGAGUUUCACUGUUCUCUUUUCAUUGAGUCAAUAUCACACAGUACUGCCCAAGGGACUCCCUCUUCGAGUUUGAUUUCAGAGUUUGCCUUCUCUUAAAUGAGUUGCCAUCCAAGGUUAACCAGUCCCAUCCACCUAGGGUGUUGGUGUUUUUUUUGCUUGCCAAGAUUUUUGCUGUCCACAAGCUUGACAUUGUCUCAGUUUAGGCCACUUGGUCAUCCAGCACCUUACAUUAUAUAAUAAUACAAGCGCAUGAAACUAGCAACACAUUUUAUAUGAAAUAUUUUAGGAAAAAUAAUUCAUCUCUUUUUUUUUCCCAAGCAUAAAAUGUCUCAUUCAGAAAACUUGUCAGAGGCUUAGCUCCCAUUUAAAAAUUGAACUGUGUUUUAAAAAAUUUGCUUAAUUUUUAACAGCUUGUGCUCAAGUUGUAGCAUUGGAUGUCCCGAAACUUCUAAAAGUACCAGAGAUGCACAUGAAUACCCCAGCAAUUACAUUCAUCCGGCCAGCAGAUCUUCUAACAAGAACUUGUUACGAACUGACAGGUAAGCUAAAUGGAAAUUGGUUUUGUCACAGCUAUUUACACUUUAAACUCUACUGACUAAUUCCCCCCUCUGACCGAUAAACCAUGCUGCUGGCUGCAGUCCCUGGCUUGACAUGUAAAUAGGUCAGGGGUGGGUGUUGUGAAUAUACAAAUGUUUUUGUAUUGUUGUUAUACAGCUGUUCUUUAUGACAUAAAUGUAUUUUAUUUUAAAGUCACGAUUAUGUCUCUUUUGCUAAUAUUUUUAUGUGCAGCAUGAUGAGCCCAGCCCUAGGUUGGUGCACCACCCUAUAUAAGACCACUAAUAAUAAUAAUUCAAAGUUUGUUACUUUAUCAACUUCUGAGUGCUUUACACUUUGAUGAUUCCAGUUUCGAAAUUUCCAACUGUUUGGAUACACCCAUGCUAAGCUGUUACAUGCCACCAUACAAAUUGUAAUUGUGUUCUACUUAAAAAGGAAACUGAGACUCCAUUAAAGGUUAAUAAGACUGCAUUCCUACAAAUCAAAAGAAGACAUUGAAUGUGAUGCUUAACACAGAAUAUUUAUACAUUUCAGUUUGUUUGUAUCUUUUAUUGUUUUUUUUAUUUUACGCCUAUUAUUAUAGAACUAUGAAACAAUAGAUCUUGAUGUUUUCACAGAAAUCAGGGAAUUGGUUCAAGGACACACAGAAAUGGAAUAAUGAAAAGAAAUGUGAGAUAUGUCGCCAGCAAGAGAUCCAUAUGUGUUCAUGUUUGUGUUGGGUGAGUUCAUAUGUGUCCAUGUUUGUGUUGGGUGAGUUCAUGUGUCCAUAUUUGUGUUGGGUGAGUUCAUAUUUGUCCAUGUUUGUGUUUGGUGAGUUCAUAUUUGUCCAUGUUUGUGUUGGGUGAGUUCAAAUGUGUCCAUGUUUGAGUUGGGUGAGUUCAUAAUUGUCCAUGUUUGUGUUGCGUUAGUUGCAAACCAUUAACUGUUACAGAUAAAGCCAGUAUUACAAGGUUAUGAAGGAGCUGUAUUUUUCUGUUUUUUUAAAUGCUACGAGUUAUUGAUGGGAUGGUGUUCAGCAUGUUUGUGCUGACAAGCCAGGGAACUAAACAUUAAAUCUUUUAAAUCUCACACCUUCAGGGAACUGGUUUCCUUGUUUAGAAGCUGCACUAUUUUAAAAAUAAUAGACUUAUAUACAUGUAUUUAUUCUGUUAUUCUGAUAAUUUAAAAAGAUAUUGGCUUUAAAAACUUAGACAUCCAAUUCAUUUUUUUAACAUUGGAAGUUUUUAUCACAAAGCUGUUUUUUAAAAAAGGGAUUAUUUAAUUUUCAUAAUCAGGACACAAAUGUCAAACCUUUUCAACAUUUAUAAUAAAAUCAUGUAAUUUAGUAUUUUCCUCAAACUCUGCAUCUUCUUUUAUGCGUUUUGUGUCCCUAAGUACAGCUCUCUUUCUGCUUAACAUGAGGAGGUCUGUACUAUUAUUGGAACUUAAAAAGUGACUCUCAACUCAAAAACAGGGUGCAAAAGAAAAAAAGGCUCUUUCUGCCUACUAACAAGACUGACUGGUGCCUUCUUCUCCCUUUUUAAGCCAGAGAUUAACUUACUAGCAGCAACACAAUGGUGCACUGCACAGAAUGCACACCAACAAGAUCAACCUCACAACAUUUCAUAACAAAGAUGUUAAAAAAGAAAGUCAACUUGCAUAAAAAGCUUUUUGAAAUAAUAUGGUAAACACGACCUCUGUAGUUUCUAAGUCCUUCUCAGUUGGCUUCAACAUAUUUUUAUUUAUUUAUUAUUCCAGACAUUUAGGCAAUGGAGACAGUCAUCCAAUUAAUUUGAGAGUUGAUAUGUUAACAGGAUACCAGCCUUUGACCUCUGACCUGGACUUGGUAUGUUCUAAUCUUAAAGAGCACUUUCCUUGUCAUUUCAAAAUUUUGUUUAUCACUAGUUGGACUGUGUUGUCAAAUGCAAAGCAAAAUACCUGGUCAUGAACUUCAUGAUUGAACCACACAAGAAAUGUCCAGAAUCAAGGUGUUAAAAAAAUUAAGGAGUAAAUUUACAUAAAGAACACACUCAAACGAGGCCCUUAUCUAUAGUUGCAGUUAUCUGAAACCAUAAUAUCAUCAAAUAAUUUGUGUUGCAUUUUGCUUCCCAAUAGAUCAGGAAACUUCCUGAUGUACAUCAUGUUGAAUACUUGGGAGACACAGAAGCAUUGCUAAUACAAUUCUUAAAGGUAACUUUAUUCAAAACUUACAUAUACAAUUCUCUGUUCAAAAGUAAAAUUUUCUAUGAAGAGAGGAAUGAGCUCUUGGUUGGUUGGUAUUCAUAAACUCCAAAACACUUUGUUACAGAAAUUACACAUCAUUUUUAUUUUUUUUAUUUUUCAAAUCCCUAUUUUCCCAACAAGUGACCCAUCUAAGGUGUGUGUGUGCGUGCAUGAAAAGGACCUGUACUAUCAGUGUACACAGCCUAUUGAGCACACCCAUACUAUUUAAAAAUUGUGUUUUUCUUAUAAAUUAAUAAUGGAUUGAUUUUACUUUCAAUGUUAUCCCUCCCUGUAAAUUAUAAAAAUUAUAAGAAUUUAGAAUGUAUUUGCUUCUAAUCUUUACUACCCAACCUGCAAAAUUUUGACAAUCAAUUAAGUCAAUCCCUUGGAUUGCUUCACUUCAGUGUGCAAAAAACAUGUGCACAGUUCAUGCAAUAAUGAAAACACAGAAGAUGUUGCACACACAGAAUACUUUGCAACAGCAUGAGAAAAAUUAUACGUUACAUUGUUGCAAAACUAAGGCUGUGAAAAGAAUAGUAUCGACACAGACCGAUUUUAGAGAACAACAAAAACUCGGGCAAAAACUUUCAGGACCGAAAAAAAUAAUAUGCACAAUGCAAUCAAAAGCAAAUUACCAUUUAUUUGGAUCAAUAAAAGCAUCUUAUCUUAUGUUGAUGUAUACCUUUGUCCAAUUGAUAAAGGAAUAAUUUAUAACCUAGCAAGUGCGGUUAGAGAUUAACCAUGCUUGUGACUUUUUUUAUAGCCCUCACCGUUGAAAUGAAAAAAAAGUUUCUAAAAAAGAGACUUAUUUGUUUUUCCUCAGAUAAAAAAAGGUGCAGACACAUGUUUUGGGUUCAGAGCUGUGGAUGAGGAAGAAGUUGGGAGACAUCUGCCAGCUUUAAUUGUCAUAACAGAAGUGGGAAGGUCAGGUGGGUAAACUGAAGGACAGUUAAUGGGAAUUUAUGGACCGGUGGGUGAAUCUAAGCAUUAGUGUUUAGUGGAAUCUGAGGGGGGUAGACAUGGUGUGUGAAUUUGAGUGUUUAUUCUCUAGAGUUUUUGUUUAUUCUCUAGAGUCAAAUGGUUUUGAUUUAUUUAAAUCGUACAUUGAGCAUUGAUUUGUAAUCUAAUCAUUUAAAAAAAAAAAUUAAUUUCUUAGAACCAUCAUGCAUCCUUGAGUACCUACCACCUCCAGGUCAGGAGAGUUUGAAGGUUUAUUGCGCUGAGUUUUCCAACUCAAACAGAGGAGAGUGCAAGUGUUUCUCAGGUUAGCAAUGUUGGACAAAUAUUAAAAGUAACUGGGGGGUUUUCAAGGUAUUAGAGUUACUGUGUGUUGCUUGUUUUUAUUUAUAGCUAUCUGCAAAUGGCAACUCAGGUUUUUGCAGUUGUUUCAUUUUGUGUAUUUUUAUUUUUCAUUUAUUCACAACCAACUGUUAUUUAUUAUAAAAGAUACCGUCUAUAAAAUUUGUUCCACCAUCAGGCUUAUGUAGCUCAUGCAGACCAUAUACUAGAAAUGACCUUGACCUACACAACACGAAAAAACUCGCCUGCAACAGUCCGAUUGGUGAGUUAUUGAUUUAACAGUAAAUAAAACCCAUUUAUCUCAAACUUACAUUAAAACUGCAGUGUUACUUGUAGCUAACAUGAUAUCCGUUUGCUAUUGUAACGAAUGUCCACUAGCAUAAUGUCUGUUACAUAAUGUGUAGACAGACUUGUCCUCAAUUCCCCCCCCCCCCCCUUAUUUAUUGGAUUAUUUAAUGGAAUAAAAACUUUAUAAAUUAAUUGCUAUUGUCAAUUAAGUUUUAAAAUUUUUUUAUUUGAAACACUUGUGUUAUUUUGUGCAUCAGAAAAGCCUAUGAAUAAAUUUGGGAUUACCUUUAAUUUAUCAAUUAAAGUCUUGAUGUUUUAUUUUUUAAAUGUGUUUUUUUUACAAAUUGUUUGAAUAUUAUGUUAUUGAUUUCAGCUUACCAACUCGCCUGGACAUCUGUGACGGACCAGAUUCAGUGGAUGCAAAUAAAUGCCAAUAUUCUGGCCAUCAAUAAGACAGGUAAAAAUAUGCCAGGAUGACAAACUGUGGCUGCUUUGAGACAGGACAGGUCAUUCUAGUCACAUUAAAUGUGACUACUGUGAAACAGGAUAGGUCAUUCUAGUCACAUUAAAAGUGACUACUGUGAAACAGGAUAGGUUAUUCUAGUCACAUUAAAUGACGACUGUGAGACAGAUAGGUCAUUCUAGUCACAUUAAAUGUGACUACUGUGAAACAGGAUAGGUCAUUCUAGUCACAUUAAAUUUGACUAUUGUAAGACAGGAUAGGUCAUUCUAGUCACAUUAAAUGUGACGAUAAAUGUGAUGAUUGUGAGACAGUAUAGGUCAUUCUAGUCACAUUUAAUGUGACGACUGUGAGACAGGAUAGGUCAUUCUAGUCACAUUAAAUGUGACUGCUGUGAGACAGGAUUGUUAUUCUAUUCACAUUAAAUGUGACUACUGUGAGACAGGAUAGGUCAUUCUAGUCCAGCGGUUCUCAACCUUCUUAAUGCCGAAACCCUUUAAUAGAGCUCCUCAUGUUGUGGCGACCUUCAGCAAUAAAAUUAUUUUCGUUGCUACAUCAUAACUUGACCUACACAACAAAGGGGUCGCGAUCCACAGGUUGAGAACCGCUGUUCUAGUCACACAAAAUGAAGGGUUAGGUUUUUACAAACGAGGAAAUAUUAAAACAAAACUCCACUUGGGAUAGAAAUAUUCAUUGUGGACAUCAAAAUAUUUUGUUGUACAAUUUAUUGUAUGGAUUAUUGGAGGAGGUUGAUGUUGGCAGAAGACCCGGAGAAGUAAAGUGUAAUAAAUACUCUAUAACUCUUCCUCAGGUGCAGACCCUGUCAGGGUGGGCAGCAGCAUCCAGAUGAUUUCUCCUAGUUCCUGCGAUUGUCUUAUCCGAAACUUUGAACAGCAGGAGAAACUCUACAUGUUGUCUAGUGAUGUGGAGAGAUUGGUGGAUAAGAAUGGACAAUAUGUGUACGUCUCUAAGUUAUAAGGGGCUUAUCCAAAUACUUCGUCUCUACUACAAGGGGCUUAUACAAAUACUUAAAAUGGGUAGCAUUAUGAAUAAAAAAAAUAUUUUAUAUUUAUUCUUUUCUUUUCAAAUUUCAGAAAUCGCUACCUACUUGACCAGAACUCUGUUUUCUUGCGAGUCACUGAGCCGGGUGAGCAGCCAUCUAGCACAAGUUCCACUUCGCCAGCAGUGUUAUUUAGUUAUCUCCAAGAGGCUUUCAAUCCCACCAACACAUGUGAAGCUUAGAACCUUGGCACUGGGACAAAGUUUUUCAUUAAUUUCAGCUCUAUUUAUUGUGUAUUAUUGUUAUGUAUAAUUUGGGAGAAAAAAAGAAUUGUGAUUUUUAUAAAGUUAAAAAACUUUAUACAUUAGAGAUUCGUUUUUUUAAGCUGCUGAUGAUUAUGUAAAUAUUACUAAGAUAUUCACUAUGGUCCCUAUCUGAAUCACUUGCAUGAAAGCAUAAUAAUAACUAUUUUACUCAUUUAGAGCCUUUCUUUUUUCUUACAAUUGUCAAAACCCAGCAGCAUCAUUUUAGCUCUGGCAGAUUGGUAAUGUGCCUUCAGCCUUAAGAUGUCUUGUCUCCUGGCCACAUGACGAUGGAAAUAAAACUUAAAUGAUUUAAUCAGGAUUCUUGCUGUUCAUUUGAACACAAUUAUAACCUAUUUUACACUGGAAAAGUGUUUUUGUUUCUAUUAUUAUUUUUUCUUUAACAAAACCUAAAGGUCUUACAUUAGUGAUAGAGAAAUUUGAAGUACCGUAGAGAUUUUGUACCACAACUGCCAUGACAUAUUUGUCUGGAUUGAAUGCAUUGAGGGCCCAAUUUAUAGCUGUGUCGGGAUGGUUUGCUCUUACUGCUCUGUGUAGUACUAUUUUUUUUUUUUUUUUUAAAUCUGAUUUAAUUGAUUUGAAUAGUUUUAAAUGGCUUGAUAUGGCAAGGUUUAAGGACAUUUUUAUAAAAUUUGAAAAUUAAUUUUUUUUUAAUGUACAUUCCAGGCCUGUUAUUUUCUACUGAAUUUUAGAAUGUAAUUUUUGUUAAAUUCAUUUUUUAAUUUUUGUCAAAUUCAUUUAUAAAGUAUAAUAAAGUCAUGCUAUGUCAAUAAGUAAAUCCUAAAAAAAGUUUUUUUUUUAAAUUCACAAAUGAAUUUUGCUUUUUACGACUAACUUGAAGUAGGUUGCCGUCGAUGUGUUCAUUAAUGUUAAGCCACACAGGGUAGUGUGCUGUGAUUUCCAGCAGGAAUGUAUAAUUGUUUAUAUUAUGCGAGUCAAAUUCACUUGUUUUCUUUUAUGAAACUGUAUAUAUAAAAUAUAAAGAUAGUUGAUUCAUCAAACGUAUGGUUUCUUUAGAGUUUGUUUUUCUAACACAUAUCGUGUUAAACAAAAAUUGGGCAAGAUGUGACGUUUUAAACAAGCAUUCACACGGCUGCAGCCCAUCAUCAUCAUCCUGUGGUGGAAGCGGGAAGAAAAUCGUGAGUUUCAGGCGGUGACUGACAAUGAAUCUCCUACUUGGGUGUGUUGGGGUGUACACCAGCUGCACUCUUUUGGUUACAAGUUCCUAUAACGCUGAGUUAACAAUUGGAGGACAUCCAACCAGCACCAGGUAAGAAAUUGUUACUCUAAUAGUAAAAAAGAAUGUAACCACUUCUGGCUGGUCAACUUCAAUUAAGUUUACAUCCAGAAAACAAUAUAUGUAAAUUAUUUGAGAUCUCUAACCAUCUUUUGUUCAGUGUCUGACAAUGCUGGCAUCGAUUCAUAACAAAAAGAAUCAAGCUUUCUUCAGAUCUUGCAUCUCUGGUGUAAAGAAUAACUUUAUCUGAAUGGUCCAGACUUCUAAAGAAUAUGAAAAAAAACAAGCAU
Messenger RNA from Lymnaea stagnalis (great pond snail), 37532 nucleotides. The record is from the annotation of a GenBank genome assembly. NCBI's taxonomy places the organism in Eukaryota, Metazoa, Mollusca, Gastropoda, Lymnaeidae.